GGUCUGCAUCUGCAGAACGAAACAUUGUAGGAAAGCUACAGCCGAGUUCUGCCUAUGUCCUUGCGAAUUAGAUGCAGUCAGCAGCAGCGACCUUUGACGGUCUAGUGGUGGAGUUGACGAAAUGUGCUCCUCCAAUCGCCGGUCAAGCUAACCAAGAAUCAAAGAGAAUUUCGAUAUUGGGGGAUCUAGUUGCGCUAUCAUAUCCAGUGAAGGCCUGUUCAGCGGAGAAUGUCCGAAAAUUGGUAGUUUACGGUCGCAAGUACUGGAAUCAUCCACCGGCCAAUGGCCUCUUCACUGAUCUGCUAUUCCAGCUAUUUAGUAAACAAAAGAUCAGCCUACCUACCCUUGACAUACAGCAAGAAGUGAUAGGGCAGUGUGUAGAUUUCCUACUGUCUGCCUUGAAAAGCACAGGAAUCCCAGGAACCUCACGGAUUGAUGGGGAUUUACGAUUGAACGUGCUGAGGACACUGGGAACUGUAUUGUUUGAAAAUGGAGCGGCAUGCUUUAAGUCUCAUUCUGCACUCCUGAAUGCCCUUACUCCACUGGCUUCAGAAGGCAGCACUGAUGAUGAUCCUGAAGUACGCCGAAUGGCACUGACGUGCCUUGGAAACCUUUGUGUCAAAACCGGCACGAAAGGUGCUAAUUUACAAAAGGAAGUAUACAAUAUUCUGAUGCGAAAUUUAGUCGGCGAUGUUAGUGAAGAGAACACGUCCAAAGUGGUUAGCAGCGCUCUCCGAGGUCUACAGCUACUCAUUAACGAGAACAAAACACUUGUCCAAGAUUCCGCGCCCACUCUGCUCUCAUUUCUGCAGCAGUACGGCUUAGCUCUGCCAACGAAUUCGCACUCCUUCACAACUACAGCCUCUGCCAAAUUGAUCAAGAAGCCGCCACGGAGCUUAAUGACCAUCCCAUCAGACUCUGAGUUUUCCGAUGGAGAGAUCGGCCUGCCACGAAAUCGGCUCCGGGACAGUCGCCUCCAAUUAAACGCCAUACUAUGUUUGCAGGCCCUUGCCAAGGCACAAGCAAAGCUUGUAUACCCGUAUUGGUUCAGAUUCUUACCAGAUCCGGUGGAAGGGCCUUCAGCACCGUCCCUCAUAUCAGUUAUGCGGGACAGUGAAUCACCAAAAGUGCGUCAUGCUGCUUGCGCAGCAUUGAUGGCGUUUCUAGAGGGCUCAAAACAGUAUCUGUCUGUCGCAGAGGAUAGCACGAUCAAGACAGCGUUUACAUCCCUUUCCCAGAAGCUGGCUGAGCAGCUACGGGAAAUUCACCAGGGCUUGCUGAAGGCCGUGAAGGAAGAAACACAGCCUCUGCUCCUGACACAAGAGUUGAAAUGUUUAGGAGUGCUAAUCAAGAACUGCACAUAUGAUCGUCUCCGUCACAACUAUAGACAGGAUGCGUAUGAUGCCGUUACGAGUCGCAUAACGCCAGAGGAUUUUGGCAUCACAUCAUCUGUAUUGGAAUGCAUUGCUGCGUUGUUGGACGCCGGGACGCCAUUAUUCUCGACUCCUCAGGCGGACGGUUUGUACGCAUUGUUGGAUAUGGUAAUGGCACUCGCCAAGAAGCCCGAACACAUUUCAGUACGUGUUGCAGCCCUGGAUGUGCUGUGUUCUGUAGCCAGAAAUGCUCCGGAUGUCAUUGGAGCCAACUGGUCGAAAUUGGUAGAUAUACUCGUGGAUGCGGAAACCGAUGCCAAGGAUGCCGUCAGGGCGGCUGCUCUAAAGCUCCUAGAGCAAUAUACCCAUUCUUGCGGUGCGAAAGAGGGUGUGCAGGUACCACCAUUAAAUUGGUGGACUGAUCUAGUAGACCAUCAUGUGCAGACCGCGAUUCAGGAUACGUUCUACGCUGUACGGUCCCUUGGUUGCGAUUGUUUGUCGCAUUUCCCGUCAAUUAUAUUCGAGAACUUGCCACCCAAGAGACAGUAUGCUUGUCUGGCUCUUGCAUUAGGAAUGGUGCAGGAUGAGGAUCACACUGUACGGGCAGCAGCGUGUCGCACAUUGGGAGUCUACGUUAGUCAUCCCGCCGUGAUGGAGGAUGUGCUUUUUUUGAAUGACGUGGCUACGACAAUACCUCAACUGGCUACCGAUAAGAACAUUAACGUUCGAAUCCGAACCAGUUGGGCGCUGGCGAAUUUGUGUGAUGCCUUGGCAUCGGUUGGAGAGAGUGCGCAAAAACAAGGUGUGGACCUUGCAGAAGUAGGAAUUACACAUGAGACUGUUGUAGAGAUUAUUCGGGCAGGUCUAGCUGCUGCAAAGGACAAUGACAAGUGUCGAUCGAAUGGCGUAAGAGCACUGGGGAACAUUGUGCGAGUGUGUCCUCCCAUGUUAUUGGUGCGGGAAGCCGAAAGAUUAAUCAAGGAAAUUGUUUUGGUUGUCCUGAAAAAUGUAGAUUCUGGGUCGGUCAAGGCACGAUGGAAUGCUUGUCACGCUCUUGGGAAUAUGCUAAGAACAGAUGCGUUUCCUAUUGGCCGAGCCAGUUGGACAGAUGCCGUAUACGAGUCUCUCAUCGGAGCAGUUGUUACUUGCAAAAACUUCAAGGUCCGGAUCAGUGCUGCUGCUGCGAUUGCCGGACCCACGACUCGCGAUCGGUAUGGUACCACUGAGCUCGGCGCAUCUAGAAAUAUUACAAAGUCCAUGCAGGCCAUGGUAACAGGAUUGGAGAAUGCUAGUAAUCUUGAUGAUGCCGCUUUUGGAGAAUUCAAGUACGGAGAGCAACUGUCGGAUCAGCUGCAAAGUACGUUGACACACUUGCGAAAUGUGUUGGGCGCAAAUGAUUUGGAGAUAAGAGGAAAUGAAGGUAGAAUAGAAGCAUAAAUUUUGUACAAAAGCAACAAAAGAAUGAUGGCUGGCCAAGCGCUUUGGUCAUGCGAUGCGCAGA
Molecule: messenger RNA, 2874 nt
Organism: Spizellomyces punctatus DAOM BR117
Lineage: Eukaryota; Fungi; Chytridiomycota; Chytridiomycetes; Spizellomycetales; Spizellomycetaceae
Exons: 19
Coding region: 72-2810 (912 amino acids)
Molecular function (GO): protein binding
Source: RefSeq, a predicted model, not a curated record